Microbotryum saponariae is the source of this 3179-nucleotide messenger RNA. The record is from the annotation of a GenBank genome assembly. Lineage: Eukaryota; Fungi; Basidiomycota; Microbotryomycetes; Microbotryales; Microbotryaceae.
AUGGAGUCGCUCGCAGGCAAGCAGCAUCGCACCUCACGGUCGAGGGCAGCCUGUGCCGGAUGUCGAGCCACGAAGCAGGUCAGUGUAUCUCUUAUGACCGGAGCUAGUCACCGCCUGCCCCAGGGUUGUGGAACGCCGCGGACAGCAUGUAGCGGUGAUGCCCCUGAGCCCGCUUAGCUGAGCUCAGCCAAUGCUAGGCUCAACCACUCCGCUUCCCACGCGCUGUGACCGAGGCGUAGCGCACGCUAUAGAGCCGGACGGUUGUGGUGUACCAAGCUACUGACCGUUAUUAUAUCGUGCCCACUCCAACAGAAAUGCGAUGGGCCAUCGCGGAUCCCGUGUCGCCGCUGCGAGUUGUGAGUCGUCCCCUCGUCUGACCUCCCCGUGCGCCGGGCUCCACGUCACGUGCGGCGUGGUCGUCCACUGCCACUGCCCGACGCCCGACGAUGGGCACUGCACAUGUGCCAGCAUGGGCGAACGUGGCUCCGAGUGGGCUCGUCGGAGGUCGAUUUCUACGAUCGUGUUCCGUAGACAGACUCCUGACGAUCCUCCUUAUCCUGUACUGCCAGGUACGGCUUGGCAUGCGAGUAUCCUCCCGUGCAACCGCCCCCCAAGCCGAGCGCCAACCCUCGAGCAGCAGGGACUGCCGCGCCGGCUGUGGCCAGCACCAGUUCGUCGCUUCCCCCGACCUCGCAGCUGUCACACCAACCACCCUUUGUGGCCGCAGGCUCCAAUGAGAGUGUGUUAAACGACACGUAAGCCUUGGAUGGUCUUUGCUUUAUCGAUCUAGCCCGGGGACACGGUACAUAUUGAUGCUCACUUUCACUUUUGCUCGCGUCAGUCUUCGCGAAAUCGUUGAUCGCUUGCGCUCGCUCGAAACCUCGGUCACAAACUUGCAUCUCAACUCGAACACGUUCGAAUCUACAUCGCAAUCGGAGAAAUCCCCAGACCCACUACUUAUUGCCGCCGGACCGUAUCCUGAAGCUUCGGAACCCACCCCGAGUGAUUCGCCCGAUUCCGGAGACGGCCAACAGAUCGCCCCGAGCUCGACCCUACCUUGUCACGCGUUGCAAAACAUCUCGGCCACGAUCGACUUCAUUGAGGCUUUGGAAACGUCCCAGAUGGCACCCGCGUUGCAAGACCUCGAUGGCUUUGCUGAAGCAGCACGCUCCACGUUCCCGACUCUCGAAUCCAUGCUUCCCGACACGAUGAGACCCGACGCGAUCGAUCGCGGCAUCCUCAGCAUCGCCGAGGUCGAAGCGAACUUUAUGGUCUUCUUCCGUAUGCUCGCACCAUGGAUACUGGUGUUUGACCUCUCCAAGGACUCAAAUGCGAUGGAGGUCCGAGAGCGGUGUCCACUGCUGUUUCACACGAUCCUGACCUCGACGGGUUACUACCUCAUGGGCACAAGCGAACGCGGGACCAAAGUUUACAAGGCGCUGGUCGCUCUCACCAACGAGCUGAUCGCACCCAUCAUAAUCAGCACUCAGGUAUACGACCUCAACAGCGACCUACUUCGAGCGCUAUGUCUCCUCAUGAUGUACAAGCCCGUUCAACUCCCCGCAUUCCACUUCUCUGGACGCGUUCACACCGCCGAGCGAGCCGAGCAAUACGCCAAACUCAACACCACCUCCUCAUUCGUACUCUGGGGUAUCAUUGCUCGAGUUUCGACGCGUAUUGGGUUGCCGUCCGUUCCGAGCCUCUUCGCCAAACUUUAUUCGCCUGACGUGCCCGUGCCUGCGAGUGUCGUUGCCGACUUGCGGUUAUGGAUGUGGAUUAUCGUCAUCGAUAAUCAUGCCGCGCUUACCAUAGGACGACCCACUACGCUCGACAUGACCGAUGUGCUUCGCGUUACCCGACUUCUCGCCUCGCUCAAACUUCAAACCGGAGAUGUCCGUCUCGCGGCCUUGGUGGAGCUCUACGCGAUCUCGCGGCAUCCUGUGUCCAAGGCUUGGUUCACCGACUUUACGAAACGAGCGCCGGCCUACGAGUUGCGCAAGUUUAAUCGAGACCUCGACGAAUGGGAGCAGUACUGGUCCGAGCCACUCGAGGCGGCGGCCAAGGAAGGCGAUGCCCUCGCCAUGCAUCCGAUCGACGUCAUCUCCCACCUGAUUCGCGCCAUCAUCAACUCGACGGUCUUCAUGCGAUGGCAAAAGGAGCGACGUGUUUCGCUCGCCAAAGGUCUCAAUGAACGGCCCGAGAUGUCGAGCGACGAUUGGAACAGUCUCCAGAUCACCCUCGAUGCCGUAGAGAGGCAGAUCUUUGCCCUUUCCGCUGAGUCAUGUGUCGAAGGUUCGCAGCGUCGGGAAGUGCACUGGGCGAGCCGUCCGUUCGAUAUCCCGAAAGGAGGUCGACCGUUCUUGACGCUUGAUCAGAAGGUCGUAGACGUCUAUCGCACAGCGUUCGACCCCAUAAUUUGUGUCGCCUUCGUCUACCCGCUGCUGCUCGUCGCUCGGAUGUGUAACGCGGCGUUGGUCAACUGCGAGCUGAAGGUUAAGGAUCAGAACGCGUACGAAAGUGGCUCGCUUACGUUGAACAAGCCGCAGUUCAUGAUCAAGGGUGCAAAGGUCGCCCGGUUGCUGGACCUCGGUUCUCGCUUCCUUGAUGCCGUGGCGCCGACGUCGUCUCAUCCAGCGAAACGCCACGCCCGCAUCUUGCGUGCGAUGUUCGUUCUUGGGUCGGUCGACCUUUCUCAGCUCCCCAACACACCAAGACGCGAUUCAGUGGUAGAGCCAGCGCUUGACGAAGCCACCACGAUCGUAGACCUCAGCCACGGCGAUUCUCAUUCGCCUGCGCUCGCGAGCUCUGGCCAGCCUCCACCUUCCUAUCACGGGCAUCAACAACAAGAUCCUACCGACUCGAAGUCCUCGCCCAGGACAAGAUAUCCUUCGGCUCAGACGUCGUUCGACCUCUUGGGGCCCUCGGCCGUCCAACCCAUCGAAGCGGGAGAGAUGUUGCAGUCGAUUCUUUCUGGUAUCGACCUGACUUUCUUCGGUCAAGAGAUGGCAUACGGUUUGGAGCCGGCGCGUUCGAACGCCGAUCCGGUCGGAGACGGAGGCGCAAUGAUGGUUGAUUGGGCCGACCUCGAUAGCACAAUCAAUUCCGUUGAGCCGCUGCCGCAGUUCUUGCCUUCGCAGGCGGACUACUUUGAGAUGUUGACUCGGCAGGGUCAGAUUUGA